UGCAAGUGAAAUUCACCUGACGGUUGCCCUUUUGCAAUAGAGAGAAACAAGCCCUCCUUUAAGCUCCAACUCCACAACAGUAGCACUCUUCUCCACCAGUUCCGAUCUGAAGAACGAAGUUUGGACAAAAGAUUGUUGACGAAGAAGUUGGACAUGGGUCGUGGAGUCAGCAGUGGUGGGGGACAGAGUUCGCUAGGUUACUUGUUUGGGAGUGGAGAGGCUGCAAAACCGGCCCCAAGUAAUGCCCAAGCUGCUCCAAACGAAGAGCAGCCUACUGCCAUUUCUCAACCAGUUGACAUUAACAAACAGAUUCCUGCAGGCAUACAUAGUAACCCCGCAAACAACUACUUCCGGGCAGAUGGCCAGAACAACGGCAGUUUCAUCACGGAUCGCCCCUCAACUAAGGUCCAUGCUGUCCCUGGUGGUGGGUCUUCUCUGGGCUACCUCUUUGGUGGUGGUGGGAACUGAAUAUGGCUUCAUAUUUUCGUAAUGAUCGAAUUGUUUAUCAAUUCCGUGUUACUUUUUUGGAAGAGGUAUGCUUUUAUGAACAAUUAAAACUUGCUUAAUCAUGUGAUGUAGCAUUAAGUUGAAGUGGUCAUAGGUGGGAUUAUUCAGCUGAUAUUCAAUGUUAGAUGGCAUAAACAUUAAACAUAAACCUCAGUGACAUAAAAGCAGUUACAGCUAAAAGGAGUUGCAUUUCUAAUGAAUGUCUUUUUCUAUCAA
Cornus florida is the source of this 723-nucleotide messenger RNA. RefSeq names its product protein SPIRAL1-like 1. Lineage: Eukaryota; Viridiplantae; Streptophyta; Magnoliopsida; Cornales; Cornaceae. Bases 154 to 468 code for a protein of 104 amino acids. The record is from RefSeq and is a predicted model, not a curated record. Gene Ontology annotation, biological process: cortical microtubule organization. Gene Ontology annotation, cellular component: cortical microtubule, transverse to long axis. The transcript has 3 exons.